Messenger RNA from Miniopterus natalensis, 1235 nucleotides. It is a transcript of the gene LRRC69, whose product is annotated as leucine rich repeat containing 69. Gene Ontology annotation, molecular function: protein binding. The record is from RefSeq and is a predicted model, not a curated record. NCBI's taxonomy places the organism in Eukaryota, Metazoa, Chordata, Mammalia, Chiroptera, Miniopteridae. Gene Ontology annotation, cellular component: cytoplasm.
CACCGCCCCCCUUCCCUCUCUCCAGCGCCCAUGGCUGAGAAGCUGUUUGCCAGGGCGGUGAAGGGCGGUAAGAACACCAAGAUCGUCACCCUGAACGGCAAGAAGAUGACCCAGAUCCCCCCGACGGUGGGGCAACUGCCCGGCCUGAAGACCCUGGACCUUCAGAAUAACCUGAUCCCCACUGUGUGCUCCCAGGUCAACACCUUGACCCAGUUGACAGCACUAAACCUGGGAAACAACCUUUUAGAAGAAGUUCCAGAGGAGAUGAAGUACCUGACAUCCCUGAAGAUGCUCCAUUUAUUUGGAAAUCAAAUUCAUAGAUUUGCACCUGGAGCAUGCGAUGGCCUGCAAAAUUUGACCCUACUUAACCUGAACAAUAAUCAGCUCACACGGAUUCCUGAAGAAAUCGGCAGAUUAAAAAGCCUUAGAUAUUUGAGUAUAAAUCAUAACCAGCUAGCCAGUAUUCCUAGAGAACUUUGCUUUCUAAGGAAGCUUUCUGAACUUCACCUUAACUACAAUCAGCUCAUUUGCAUACCCAAAGAGAUUAAGUUCUUGAAGAUGCUCCGGAAGCUUCUUGUGGCCAGGAACAACAUUGAAGUUUUGCCAGAGGAAUUUUGUGAUCUUAGAAAUCUAAGAAUCCUAGACAUAGCUGGAAAUGUCAUUCAGAUAUUUCCACCAGGUUUUCAAGAUCUGAAGCUGAAGGAAUUCUACUGUGAGGGGAACCCACUGUUUUUGAAGCAGCCCGUUCAAGCUGUAAAACAAAACAUCGUCUGGAGUCUGCAGGAAAUAACAUCGAGAUUCAUACUGGCCCAGCUGGCGGAGCAGAACCCCCUCCUGACGGAAGCCCUGGCGCGCUCCCCGCGGGCCCGGGGCGCGCUGGCCGGGGCGGGGCGCUGCGCCGUCUGCGGGGAGCCCUUUCUAACCGUGUGGAUGGACUGUGUGCAGUUCGUUUCUCCACCGCAGAGCUGGAAGACAAGCAAAAACCUACAGCUGUUGCCUCUUCCCGUAUUCAUUUGUUCUUACAAAUGCUUCAAUCAGCGCGACCCUAACUGGUUUGGAAUCGCUCAGGUGCAGAGCAGGUGAGACUCACUCAGAGCCUCGCGUGACGGGCUGCCAGCUCUGCGCACAGUCCGAUCACGCCCUCGUGAGAUCAGGCUGCGUCUCUUCGUCGUCAACACAUUAAGCUAGAGGAAGAAAAACAAUUCCUUGCAAAUAUCCCACUGUAGGCGUUACAA